AUAGUGUUUUCAGCUUUUCGCCGUAUGUAAAAAGGGAUGAAGCUCUGGUGAACAGAAGAUUUGUUGGAGGUUUUCCAUGAUCUUUCCUUCACAGCUCAACAUUCGGGGAUAAUUUGGGGGCGAAACUGCAGAUUGAUGGAGCUUUUUUAGAAAUCAGUCUUGAGGAGCGAGGACUGAUUUGACACACCUAAGGAUAUCUUUUCUUUACAGAUUCAGCAUUGUGACAAUGCCUGUGAUUGUACUGGAGGCCAGAGACUUCACCAGUCCCCUUUUCUUGGUGCGGACAUUGGAAGUCUUAUCUGGCUGUACCACCUUCAGCCUCGUGGCCUCACUGGAACCUUCACACUUAAAUCAAUCUAACAUCCAACUCCGCAACACCUUUUGGACCUUCUGCAUGUUUACCUGGUGCUUCUUCUUCACCCUCACACUCUUUAUCCACAUUCUCAGCAUCAUCCAGUUUCACAGCCUCAUCCGAAUAUCCUGGAAGAACCUGACGAUGACGGCGGCAGUCUUAGGCGCGCUGAUGAGUCUCAGUGCCUCAGUGGUUUUCCCUUGGCUCGUCAUGGAUCACGGAGGAGUGUCGUCUCGCUCUGUGGCGGCUGCUGUGGCCUCCUUUUUCACCUUCCUGGCCUACACCACCGAGUCCUACAUCCUGCGCACCCAAGCCCAGGAACAAAGAGGCUACAUGGGGAGCAUGCCGGGCCUCCUCAAGAUCCUCCAGCUCUGGGGAGGCUGUUAUAUAAUCCCCCUGGUCAUGGAGAUGGUCUCUAGACCGCCUGGUGGUGUGCACAGUUGGCAGAUGUGGGUUUCUGGUGUGUCAUACGGCGUCUGUGCUCUCAUGUCUCUCAUCACAGCCGUGGUGAUAUUAGGAGACUUUGCUGGGCGGUGUUUUCUACCUUUUGACAGAUUUCUGGCUGUCUUCAGUCUGAUUGGGGUGUUGCUCUACAUGGUGGCCACAAUGAUUUGUUUGACCAAGAUCCUGCAGCUGAGGGACCUCGGACAGAGUGACACCAACAAAGAUGCAGAACUGGUUAUCAUGGAAACAGUGGUGGCCAGUAUUACACUGUUGGCUUAUACAGUCGACCUGGCCUUCUCCAUUAAACUGCUGUGUGACAGGAGUCACACCUGAGAAAGUACAUUGAAUGUAUUGCAUGUGAAGUUCAUCAUGCAGAGUCCUAAAAGUUUGUGAGAAAAAUCAUGUCUUUGUCAAAUUUGCGUGUAAAAAUCAAACUGAGUGAAUGUUUUUGCUGUUAAUUACUGCUGUGUAAUCAAACUCUAUAUGUAGACCUAUGAAGUGCUAACUAUAAAGACUAUACAUAGCUACAUACUAUACAGAAAAAAAAACUUCAGACCUCCUGAAAUUAUGGAACAGAUCACUAUCAGAUCACACUUUAUUCUUUUGAUGAGUUCUGCAAGCUGGUUUGGUUUGAGUCACAUUUAUACUGCACAGUGGUGGAAUGUAACUAAAUAGAUUUGCUCAAGCACUGCACAAAAUUACAAAUCUGAAGUAACUGUA
This is a messenger RNA of Plectropomus leopardus (leopard coralgrouper), 1516 nucleotides long. RefSeq names its product myeloid-associated differentiation marker-like. Lineage: Eukaryota; Metazoa; Chordata; Actinopteri; Perciformes; Serranidae. Gene Ontology annotation, cellular component: membrane. The record is from RefSeq and is a predicted model, not a curated record.